AAUAAAAAUUAAUUACAAACUAGUUAUAAGCACUUCAUACAAAUUUACUUAGGUAGUUUGUUAUCAUACUCCAAAUUAUGAAAGUACUGUAGAAUAUGACUCACCUUCUAUUAUUUAUGUGCUUUGAAAUCUGAAACAUAUCUCAUUCCCACUCUUCUACAUAACCUGGCAACGAGCAAGUUCUACCAUUUCAUUUGACCAAACAGAAAACACUCCAACAACAACAACAAUGGCAUCAUCAUCACCAUAUGAACCCUCCUCCACCCUCCCUCUCAAAGAAAUCCCAGGAAGCUACGGCCUCCCGGUCAUCGGAGCCCUACACGACAGACAUGACUAUUUCUACAACCAAGGUCGCGACAAAUACUUCGCAACCAGAGUCGAAAAAUACAACUCAACCGUCCUAAGACUCAACAUGCCACCUGGUGGUUUCAUCGCACCAGACCCAAAAGUCAUCGCUCUUCUUGACGGCGUCUCCUUCCCCAUCCUUUUCGACAACGCUAAAGUUGAAAAAAAGGAUGUCUUGGACGGCACUUUCAUGCCGUCCACUGAUUUCUUCGGUGGUUACCGUACCUGUGCUUUUCUAGACACAACAGAACCUUCUCAUCCCCUUCUCAAACGCUUCAUCUUCCAUAUCCUAUCCACCAAACAAGACACUUUCAUUGGUCUUUUUCAAGAAAACCUCUCCAAACACUUCACCGAACUUGACGAAGAACUCGCCGGAAAACAUAAUAAAGCAAAUUUCAACUCCUCAAUCGGAUCCACCACUUUUAACUUCCUCUUCAAACUCAUAACAGAUAAAUCCCCAACCGAAACAAAAAUCGGUGACUCCGGUCCAACUCUUGUUCAAACAUGGCUUGCAGCUCAGCUUGCUCCGUUAGCCACCGCUGGUCUUCCAAAAAUCUUUAACUACAUUGAAGAUAUUAUCAUCAGAACUAUUCCGAUCCCGGCAUGGACAGUGAAAUCAAGCUACAAUAAACUCUAUGAAGGUUUAUGGGAAGCAGGAACAACUGUGUUAGAUGAAGCUGAAAAAUUGGGUAUAUCAAGAGAAGAAGCUUGUCACAAUCUUGUUUUCACUUUAGGGUUCAACGCUUUUGGUGGGUUAACGAAUCAGUUUCCGAUUCUGAUUAAAUGGGUCGGGUUGGGUGGUGAAGAGUUGCAUAAGAAACUUGCUGAUGAAAUCAGGACCGUUGUUAAAGAACAAGGUGGUGUUAGUUUUAGUUCAUUGGAUAAGUUGACUUUGACUAAAUCAACGGUGUAUGAAGCUUUGAGAAUUGAACCAGCUGUACCGUAUCAAUACGCUAGAGCCAGAGAGGAUCUGGUGGUAUCGAGUCAUGAUGCGUCUUUUGAGAUUAAGAAAGGUGAGAUGAUCUUUGGAUAUCAACCGUUUGCUACUAAAGAUCCAAAGAUUUUUGAGAAUCCUGAGGAAUUUGUUGCAGAAAGGUUUAUUGGUGAUGGAGAAAAGUUAUUGAAACACGUGUUUUGGUCCAAUGGACGGGAGACCGAUAAAGCUACACCAGAUAAUAAAAUAUGUCCGGCGAAGAAUCUGGUGGUGCUCUUGUGUAGAUUGUAUUUGGUGGAAUUCUUCUUGAAAUAUGAUACAUUUACCUUUGAUUUUAAACCGUCUGUUUUGGGUCCCACUAUAACUAUCAAGUCACUCACUAAAGCCUCCUCCACCGUCUGAUCGGUUUGCAGGAGCUACGUGGUUUUUCAUGCGUUUUGAGAAUAAAGUGUUUUUUCAUUUUUGUUGCUUUUCCUAAAACGGUGGUAGCUUCUUCUGGAUGGGAACUGCACUUAUGGUUUUGGAAGAAGUACUGAAAGACCGUUGGUUGUGUUUAAUUUAUUUAUUGCAUUAUGUGUGUACAUUAUUUACUGCAAUAUUAAUGUUUAAAUAUCUACUUGUACA
Trifolium pratense (red clover) is the source of this 1903-nucleotide messenger RNA. RefSeq names its product allene oxide synthase 1, chloroplastic-like. The transcript has a single exon. Bases 230 to 1681 code for a protein of 483 amino acids. The record is from RefSeq and is a predicted model, not a curated record. Gene Ontology annotation, molecular function: oxidoreductase activity, acting on paired donors, with incorporation or reduction of molecular oxygen; heme binding; monooxygenase activity. Gene Ontology annotation, biological process: sterol metabolic process. NCBI's taxonomy places the organism in Eukaryota, Viridiplantae, Streptophyta, Magnoliopsida, Fabales, Fabaceae.